AUGGCAUCACCGGAGGAGAUUGUCAUAAAGACUGAAGUUGAUUUUGAUUUUAUUGCUAAUUAUAACGGUGAUGGUGAUACACAGAACUCGCAAAAUGAUGCCGCGAAUAGUGUGAGAGCAUCAUGCAGUGGUUCCGGUCAGCAAAUGGACUACAGCGAGCUGGCAAUGCCGGCUGAUGGUGAUUGUAGUGAUGAUUUGAUGUUAAGAAAUUGGUUGAAACAAUUCGAUCUGGAAAUAUUAUAUACCACACUGAAACUGAGUGAUAUAACCUAUCGCAGCCUGAAAUAUCUCUCCUUAGAGGACAUUAAUACCGUUAUACGCCACAUUGGUUAUCGAGCGGAGUUCCGCGAGAAGUUGCUUGCAUGGCGCCGCGAAAAGUCCAGCCAACAGUUCUCUGCGGCAGAUAACAAUAGCACAGUUCAACAAGCAAAUAUAUCCUCAAACUCCACGUCAAAUAAAAGACGACGCACAUCCAUUGUGGCACCGGCGAUUUCCGUACAAUCACGCCAACAGCAGUCACAACAGCUAGCCGUGGCAAGUAACUUGCAAACAAUGCAAGCUAAUAUGGCGUCCCACAGUGGCAUAGCAACACACCCAGUAAUGCCAAGCAGUAGCGGCUCUGCAGCUGCAGCCAAUGCAAUAACAGCCACAACAACAACGACUGGUUCAGCAACCAUUAUCCACCGCAGUAGGGAACCGGCUGAUGACUUUUUAAGCCUACUCCCAGGCGUCGCGGCUACCACAUCACUUACAUCAAAUAAUAUGCCAGCUGUUGUAUUAGAGCCGUCGUCGGUGGAUUUGUGCGAUGCUUUCAAUGCAUUCGGGCCACAAGCCGGUGAAUCACCUAAGCGGCAGGCCACGACAAGGACGAUAAGAGCAGCCACCACGUCGACACCAACGCUAAGCCCAACAACGAAAACACCAUCAAUGGCGACAACAACAGCAAACCCAGUGACGCCAAGAACAUCGAUAACAAGCAUAAAUGACGAGCAACAGUUUCUGGAGGCGAGCUGCAGUGAAAAUGUUGAUAGUGGCAGCAACGGCGGUGGUUAUGAACCCAAUGGACCAUUGAUUAUGAGUAGCAAUAAAGUGGAUACACUUAAAGUGCUGCAGGCUUGCCAUGCCGGACAGCACAUCCGACAAUUUUAUAGCAGAUACGGCUACCUUGAAAAUAGCCAGCGUAAUGAAAUUGUGCGCCUGAUUAUUGCCGACGUAAUGCGACAGGAUGUAUCGCUUUGCCCGAAGGAUCUGCGUCUGAUUUUGAAUGACAUCGUAACCAUAUUUCCCAACGAGCAGGCAGCGUCGGACUACUACUUUAUUUAUCGUGGCGGCAGAGGCAACCCAUUAGGUCGCCUGUAUCAACGCUACUCCAAUGAGAAUGUCAAACGUCGUCGCAUGAUACGCUUAAGUGAUGAUGAUAAUGAUAACAAUAAUGCUGAUGUGUCACGCAAUUUGAGCAAUUUGAGCUCCAACAGUAAUCAAAUGGAUGACGAUGACAUUCUCUAUGCCAAUCAACAGAGUUUACCGGGCUCUGUGCCGUGCGUAGAUGAAAUGACUGCAUUGGCACUGAAACAACUACUAACCACAGAUCAUUUCACUUGGGAAGAGGUGUGUGAGAGAUGGAUACAAACUUGGGCGUUGCGCCAGAAGGAGUUGCAACAGAGCGGUCUAACGGAGCUGCUCAACAACUGGUCAAAGUUAACUGAUCCACGUGCUGCUGAGUUGUUUAAAAACGAUUUUCGUCAUGUCUAUCCGAACAAGGAGCACCUUUUGGUUUCAAAAUGGGAGGAUUACAUUAAGAAGGUGACGUCGCGUUUUGAUAGGAAACUCCAUCACGACGAUUUGAAAAAGAUGUACAAACACGUCAAAAUGGGCAUGGCGAGUAAAGAUGAAAAAGAUUUCAUUUACGCCGUCGGUGUAAUCACUCUGUUGCCAUCAACGAGCCGUUUCAAAGAUCAAUAUGGCAAACUGAGCAUACGCGCCAGUCUUACCGAUAGCAUUGACUCAUUCGUUAUGCGCCUCACUUCACUGGACUCAUACGAAUCACGCGUAGAGUUCUAUAAUCGUAAAUAUGGGCCAAUCAAUCGCACUACUCACCCCUUUUUGGUUGUUAUUAUGCCCAAUGAAUGUACCAUUUCGAAAAUCUAUGUGGCGCUUGAGAAUCAUUUCUAUUGCAUGCAGUCUUUCCUGCAAGCCCUGGAUCUGUGUUUUAAGAUUUACCAUACAUGCAAUUUGAAGUAUCCAACCAUGUGCGAGAAUGUUUGGACUUUUAUACAACGAUACUUUUACGAUAUGACGGUGCCGUGGGAGGCGCGAAAUGCGAAUCUGGUUUCAUUGAUGGUGAUGCUGACAUUGAACAAAUGAAAAAGAGGAAAACACGGAGAAACCAAGGGCAAAGUGCUGUUAGACU
Molecule: messenger RNA, 2410 nt
Organism: Ceratitis capitata (Mediterranean fruit fly)
Lineage: Eukaryota; Metazoa; Arthropoda; Insecta; Diptera; Tephritidae
Exons: 7
Coding region: 1-2364 (787 amino acids)
Source: RefSeq, a predicted model, not a curated record